Messenger RNA from Pimephales promelas (fathead minnow), 1115 nucleotides. Lineage: Eukaryota; Metazoa; Chordata; Actinopteri; Cypriniformes; Leuciscidae. The record is from RefSeq and is a predicted model, not a curated record.
GUCCUAUACAAAGUGAUAACUGAACGUGUUUCCAUAAUAAUUCAAUCAUAUUUGAAUUAUAAUGCAUUGGUUUUAUAUGAAUUUCUGUAUGUUAAUAUUACUUUAACCUCUUGUUAAUUGAUACAGGUAACAGAAUCAUUACCGAGGGUGAAUAUGUGGAAAUGACUGGAAUCACCAAAGACAUGUCCGGCUCGUACGACUGCAUCACCUCAAACGACAUCUCACCUCCAGACGUGAGGACUGUUCAGGUUACUGUAAACUACCCACCUGUCAUUUCACGAGCUCAGAGCACAGGAACGGCUGUCGGCCAGAAAGGAGUUAUGUGGUGCGAGGCGUCUGCGGUUCCUCUGGCGGAUUUUCAUUGGUAUAAGGGGGAGCGCAGACUCCUCAACGGAUUCAAUGGGGUCAAGAUCGAAAACAAGGGUAAACAGUCCAUGCUAACAUUCUUUAACGUCUCCGAAGAGGAUUAUGGGAACUACACUUGUGUGGCCAUGAACACGCUGGGAAUAACAAACGCCAGCAUUAUUUUGUACGGCCCCGGAGCGAUACACAAUAUGAACAACGCAGCCUUAUCGCCAACCAGCUCAUUCUUGCUUCUAACUCUGGUUUUCACUCUCUUGGUCCUCAGCAAGUUUUGAUGCUAAAGCAGCGCAUCCACUUCUCCAUCCAAACACAGACUCACAGUCCCACACUCAGAGAAGGAGAGUACUUUAUCGGUUCUUAUCAUCAUCAUCAUCAUCAUCACCAUUUAAAUAGGUUUCCCUUAUCCUUUAUUUCUGAAGGGAAGUGUCAGUGUGGGUUUAUGGGUCUGUAAUAAGAUGCUUUGGGAUUUAACCGUGUUAUGAAACAGUGAACUGGAUUGUGAAUGGAGUCAGUUUGUUAGCUGGGUAGAAAUAAUAAUAGAAUCACUAUAUGUGUCUCUCCAACCUUUUGUAUGUGAAAAGAGAAGCAAAAAUUCAUGUAAUUGUGAAUAACUGAAUGGUUUUUUGCUCAGUAUUGAACAGUGUGACUUGAGAUUACUGGUGUGUCCUGUUUUCCUGUAAAAUAACAUGAUAUUCUUUCUUUUUUUUUUUUAAAUAAUUGCUAAAAAUGACAAACAGCAAAAAAUUAAGAAA